AUGUACAACAGCAGAAUCAUUCUCGCUGCUCUAGCUGCGGCUAUUGUCGUGGUUCAUGGACAUGAUCUGGAGCCGAACGACGUGCCUCCGGAGUGCAGAUCCAUUUGCCAGCCAGUCGUCGAUCUAGAGAACAGCUGCGAUCGUCAGUUUGAAGACGACCGUGAUAGAAGCACCCACGACCAGCAGUAUCGUGACUGCGUCUGCAGCACACAGAACGCAAACCAGGCUCUCUCGACUUGCCAGAAUUGUGUUGUCCAAUAUCCAAACUACUUUCUCGACCUUGAUGACAACGACACUGACGACAACGAGAUUGAACAGUGGCUCAGGGACUGCGGCUUCUCGACCGCUACAAAUCAGACAGGAAGCGCUGGUGUCACGCCGCCGUCUCCAAUAAGAGGACCGGGUGCUACUGGUAUCUUUAGCGGAUCUCUGACGACUGCGACAUACACCUACACCGAGAUUCAUCACGAUGUGAGGGGGCCUGGCACUGCCACGUACACCGGCAAGGACUCUGACACAAUCACCCGCGUUCUUGUCUUCCCGGCAGGUGCCACGCCGCAUGUGCCAGGCCAGAGCACUGUUUCCCGUACCACGGGCUCUGUCAGCUUCACUACAGCCACCACGACUGAUGCCCAAGGCAACACUCGAGUGGUCACUUCUCCAGCUACAACGUUUGAUGGAGCCGCAGCUGUUGCGACAGCAGGACCUCUUCUCGGUGCCGGUAUGGCUAUCAUGCUGGCGGGCAUGGCUCUUUAG
Messenger RNA from Pseudocercospora fijiensis CIRAD86, 756 nucleotides. RefSeq lists its product as uncharacterized. The record is from RefSeq and is a predicted model, not a curated record. Bases 1 to 756 code for a protein of 251 amino acids. The transcript has 5 exons. NCBI's taxonomy places the organism in Eukaryota, Fungi, Ascomycota, Dothideomycetes, Mycosphaerellales, Mycosphaerellaceae.